Molecule: messenger RNA, 2002 nt
Organism: Amphimedon queenslandica
Lineage: Eukaryota; Metazoa; Porifera; Demospongiae; Haplosclerida; Niphatidae
Product: histone-lysine N-methyltransferase, H3 lysine-79 specific-like
Exons: 1
Coding region: 18-1841 (607 amino acids)
Source: RefSeq, a predicted model, not a curated record
ACUACCCAUUGUUGUAAAUGGCUAGCUUACAAGCUUCACAAGAUUGUUGCUCUCGAGUGAGAAAGAUCAUCAGAGAUAUACUGGAGAGACAGAAUCACACUUUAUCAGAAAUAGUUGGUGUUAACUCGUUGCCGACAUUUACUCGUCUGAUGAGAAGCAAAAGACUAAUCACAGUCGAUGUCACCAGGAUAGAUCAAAGCGGUCAGUUUGAGGCCAUCAUGCACGACUACAGAGCUGUUAUUCCUUUAAAACAAGACAUGGAAAGCUUAGAAAGUCAUUGCAAAAUGUUGCUGGAGAUAUUAGAAGAACUAGAGGGUCCUGCAAUUGAAGCUGCCAAGGUCUUAUGUUGUGAACUAAGAAAGGAAGUAAAAGAAGCUACUGGGAUUGCCUUUUUAUCCGACAACAGUGAACUGCAUCCUUCCAUACCACCACAGGGUAAACGCUCAAACUCUGAAAGUGCUAUUCCACAAGAAGAUAUUAAUCAUUUACAUGAAAAAAUCGAACGCUCUCGUUCGGAUGAUCAUCUUGAUCACAGGAAGAAACAACCCAUUUCAAAACUAACGUCAGUGACAGAAGAGUCUCCUGGUGCUUCAAGUUCAAAUACCGGUACACACUCUUCAGAUAUUAAAGGAUCUAAUUUGAUUCGUCCAUCGUCUUUGACAACUUGUGAAAAGGAAGUAACUGCUGAAACAGCUGUUGCUGAUUCUGGAGUCAUUUCCUUUCCUGCUUCGUCACCUGGUCAGCCACCAUCUUCACAGCAAUAUGAUGCUAUUUCUAGCCCUGAAGCUCCCAAUGAUUACACUAUACAUGAGCCUGUUAAUAAUACAGAAAAUGCAACUUCUAAUUUACAUGUAAUGGUUCCUGGUACAGUUAGCAGUAAUGGAGAGGCUACUAAUACUAAUGCACCAUCAGAUAGAGGUGAUGAGCCUAAUCACAAGCAGCCCACUCAAAGCACGGAAGAAGAUCAAUCACAUGUAAUUGUGCUAACAAACAGUAAAUCUGUAAACCCAACUUGUCAGAUACAGCUAGAAAAGACAGAGCCAGAUUCAACUGAGAGCAGUUAUAGCCAUGCCGAGGAAAUUCGUGACAAAAAUCGCCAAAUAAAGAAACUCGAAAAUGAUUGCAGACAGAUUGAGGAAGAGCUGGAGCUUAUUAAAAAUGAGAAAGCAACUCUAGUUAAAAGUAAAGAUGAUCAUAUACUAAGAAUUAGGAAAGAACUCGAAGCGGCAAAAAGGGCAUAUGAAUCGGACAUUAAGAAAACAGUUGAACGAAUGAAGGCCAAGAGUGAUCAAAAAAUUAAGGAAAUCGAAGAAAAAUUAGAAGAAAAGAAUGAAAAAUUCCAAGAAGCUAAAGCUAAACUGCAAGAAGCUAAGAAAGAGUUGAUGGAAACUAAAGAGGAAAAAGAAAAGGAGCUACAAGAAGUUAAAAAUGAAUUUAAAGAGUACAAAGAAGAAAAGCGUAGCGAACUAUCUGCAGCUAAGAGUGAGCAUAAGAAAGAGAAAGAAGAGCUCAAAUGUGAAUUACAAGAGAAGAAGGAAGAAAUGAAAGAAAUAAAAAAAGAGAAGAGUGAUGAAAUAAAAGAAAUAAAGAAAGAGAAGAAGGAAGAAUUAGAAGAACUAAACACAGAACUUAGUGAAACUAAAAAACAGUUGCAAGAAGCCAAACAAGAAAUAAAAAGGCUCAAAAAGAAAGAGAAAGAACUAGAGGAGAAAGAGAAAGAACUAGAAGAGAAAAAGAAAGAACUAGAGGAGAAAGAUGAAGAACUUGAAAAAAUAAAGAAAGAACUAAAGAAUGCAAAACAUCAAUUGGAAGAAUCACAAAAAGGUAAAGAAGAUAGUUGACUAAGAAAUUUAUGCGGUGCAUGAAUUAUGCCAGUUUUGUAAGUAUUUGUAAUUUUUUGCUUUUUAUUUAUUUGUAGCUCUAACAAAAGUUUUUAAUUCAUUUUUAUUGCUAAUAUUUUAUGUGAUUGUGAAUGCCUCAUUUACUUACAAAUUAAAAGCAA